Messenger RNA from Lathyrus oleraceus (garden pea), 1393 nucleotides. RefSeq names its product embryonic protein DC-8. The coding region runs from base 99 to 1220 and encodes 373 amino acids. The transcript is spliced from 2 exons. The record is from RefSeq and is a predicted model, not a curated record. Gene Ontology annotation, cellular component: cytosol. Gene Ontology annotation, biological process: cold acclimation. Lineage: Eukaryota; Viridiplantae; Streptophyta; Magnoliopsida; Fabales; Fabaceae.
UAUAAACUAUGCAUCUACAACAAACUUGUAAAACACAACCUGAUUUCAUUCUAGUUAGAAAACAAAAACAAAAGGUCAUUCAUCUUCUACAUUAAUCAAUGGCUUCAAACCAACCAAGACAUGUUGAAGAAAUUCACAAAACAAUAGAGACUGAUUUAAGUCCUACUGCAACCCAACAACAACAUGUUGAGGAGAAGCCUGGCGUGAUUGGUUCGGUGGUGCAGACUGUGAAAAACACCUUAGAGAAUGCAAAAGAAGCUGUAAUUGGCAAGGGAAGCCCCACAGCUACAACACAAGAAGUCCAUGUUUACGACGACGACAAAGAUUUAGUUUCGGGUGGUGAAGUUAGGGAUAUAUCAGCCAACAAGUCUCGUGGAGUCUAUGAUUCUGCUGCUGAGAAAGCCAAGGAGUGCAAGGACACAACAGGUUCCAAAGCUGGCGAGUACACAGAUGCAGCAGCUCAAAAAGCAAAGGAAACAAAAGAUGCAGCAGCUCAGAAGGCGAAGGAAACAAAAGAUGCAGCAGCUCAGAAGGCGAAGGAAACAAAGGACGCAACAAAAGAUAAGACUAAUGAGUAUGCAGAUUGUGCAGCUCAGAAGGCGAAGGAAACGAAGGAGGCGGCAAAAGAGAAGACUAAUGAGUAUGCAGAUUAUGCAGGGGAAAAAGCAAAAGAAGCUAAGGAUAAAGCUGUGGAGUACAAAGACUGUGCUGCAGAGAAGGCAAAGGAAGGGAAAGAUGCUACAUUGAAUAAGCUGGGUGAGUAUAAGGACUACGCAGCUGAGAAGGCGAAAGAAGGGAAAGACACUGCUGCCGAUGCAGCCAAUAAGGCUAUGGGUUACUUGGGUGACAAGAAAGAGGAAACUAAGCAGAAGGCAGCCGAGACUGCUGAGGCUGCUAAACAGAAAACAGCCGAGACUGCUGAGGCUGCUAAACAGAAAACAGCAGAGGCAAAAGACAAGACCAAGGAAAAGCUGAGUGAAGCAGAUGAAGAGGCAAGGAGGAAAAUGGAAGGGGGGAAUGUUGGAGAUACAGGUUUCAGAGAGGAAACCUGGAGGCGUGGAAAUGAGGGUGUGAUCAGAACUGAAGACACGCGAACGGGAGCGGUGGCGGAUAGGCUGAAGGCGGCGGAUCAGAUGACGGGUCAGACAUUCAAUGAUGUUGGAGCCUUGGAUGAUGAAGGAGUUACUCGUGUGGGACUCCUUGACAUUAAGAAAAAGUGAUUUAAUAGUAAAUCAUGAUAUGCAAAUAAAAUACUAUUAUGUUUUCUUGUCUUCAAAUAUGCAUCUAAAAUAUGCAUCUAAUGUUUUGAUAUGAAGUGUUUGAAACAUGUACAAAAAUAAAUUGUGUUUUGGAAUAUGAAUAUAAGUAUUAUAUGGCUGAAGGUUUAUACUGA